This is a messenger RNA of Lontra canadensis (Northern American river otter), 2892 nucleotides long. It is a transcript of the gene TAF1C, whose product is annotated as TATA-box binding protein associated factor, RNA polymerase I subunit C. The record is from RefSeq and is a predicted model, not a curated record. Gene Ontology annotation, biological process: transcription by RNA polymerase I. Lineage: Eukaryota; Metazoa; Chordata; Mammalia; Carnivora; Mustelidae. The transcript is spliced from 14 exons. Gene Ontology annotation, cellular component: fibrillar center. The coding region runs from base 104 to 2782 and encodes 892 amino acids. Gene Ontology annotation, molecular function: protein binding; RNA polymerase I core promoter sequence-specific DNA binding.
AGUUGGCCGGCUCCCUCGUGGCUCGUGGCUCGUGGCUCGUGGGUCGGCCGAGCGUCCCGUGGAGUUCCCAGUCCCGGACGAGCACCGCGGGGCCCGGACCACGAUGGACUUCCCCAGCUCCCUUCGACCCACGCUGUUCAUGGCUGGCCCCCUUGGUCUGAGUAAUGUCCCUGACUUGUCCUUCAUGUGUAGCUGGAGAGACGCCCUGAUGCUGCCGGAGUCCCUGCCCGAGAACUCUGAGAAUGGGGCGCCGCACAUGGCCACGCAGCUGCUCUGGGAGCCAGAGACCCCUGGACCCCUUCCUCUGCUGCCUCCUGGUCCUGAUCCCUGGGACCCUGGGGUGACUGCCCAGGACCUGCUUUUCCGGGGAGGUUUCACAUUCCGAAGGAAGCCCCAAGCCGUGCUGGACGUUACAGAACAGCUCAGCCGCUUCCUGUGGGACCAUGGGGACAUAGCCUUUGCACCCCUGGGCAAGCUGAUGCUGGAGAAUUUCAAACUGGAGGGAGCACGGAGCCGUUCUAAGAAGAAGACAGUGGUCAGUGUGAAGAGCCUACUCCAGGACCUCGGUGGACACCAGCCCUGGGGCUGCCCCUGGGCUUUCCUCAGCUACCGACAGCGCCGCUUCUCCAUCCUCGGGGGCCCUGUCCUGGGCAAGUCAGUGGCCAGCCUCCUCGGGGAGCUGCUGCACGAGGAGCUGGCCGUGCGGUGGGAACAGCUGCUCCUGGACGACGCGUUCACCGGGGGCGCUUUGGCCUGGGUGCCCGGGAGGACACCCCAGGUGGGACAGUUGGUCUAUCCGGCGGGAGGUGCUCUAGACAAGCUCUGUUUCCAAGAGGUCAGUCUGACCUCAGGCGGUGAUGCUCAGGCUCUCGGGGACCCUGGCCACAUCCAGCUCCGAGGACCUGUCCGGCAGGUGGUGACCCGCACUGUGCAAGGGGAAAGUGAGUCCUUUGGACACCUCCCUCCCCGCCUGCCUCCCUCCCUCGCUGACUUGCUCCCUUACUCUGACCUUCUCCGUCCCUCAGCCCUGCUGGCUGUCCGCUCGGACUACCACUGUGCCCUGUGGAAGGUCAGUAAGCAGGGGCAGCCCGCCCCUCUCCAGGUGCUACAGGUCGGGAAGGGGGCCGCUGGGAUCAGCCUCAGCCCGCACCUGCCCGGGGAGCUGGCUGUCUGCAGCCGUUCCGGAGCCGUCUGUCUGUGGACCCCCCAGGACGGGCUGCAGCAAGUCUACAAGGACCCUGAGACCCUUGUGUUCUGUGACCCUUCUCCCUGGCGCUGUGCGGACUUCACCGCUCAUCCCCGGGUGCUGACUGUGGGGGACCGCACAGGAGUGAAAAUUAUUGACACUCAGGGCCCACCUGGCUGUGGCCUGCUGCUUUUUCGUGGGGGCGCAGAGGCAUCAUGCCAGAAAGGAGAACGUGUCCUGCUGACCCAGUACCUGGGGGCGUGCAGCCCCGAGCCCCUGCUUCCUACACUCCAUCUCAUCUGUACGCAGUUUUCGCUCUACCUGGUGGAUGAGCGCCUCCCCUUGGUGCCCAUGCUGAAGUGGAACCAUGACCUCCCCUCGGCUCCCCUGUGGGCCCAGCUGUUGCCCCCACCACGGCCCGGCUGCCCACGGCCGUUGCUCCUGGGCGCCCAGCACGGGCACCUGCGGCUGCUACACCUUACAGGAGAGGGGGCCUCUGCACCCAGGCUGGCGGGGCCCCCCCAGUCUCUCCCUUCCAGCAGCGACUCCCUCUCCGCGUUUCCCCUGCUGGAGCCCAAGAGUCAGUGGCGGCUGCAGGAGCGUCUGAAAGCGCCAACCAUAGGUCUGGCUGCCACCAUCCCUUUCCCAGCUUCCGAGCCAGUCCUGUCGCUCUUUCAGCUCUCAGCAGCCGGGGAUGUCUUCCACCAGCGCCUCCGCCUCCAGGCAGACCCUGGGGCUACCUUACAUGCCCCCACGGCUUCCUGGACACCCCAGGCCACUGCGUGCUGCAGCCGAUGGCUGAAAGCCCUGCUGGAGGUGCCCCCACCUCCCCCUGUGUGGGCGGCACCCACCUUUUCCCACCGCCGUCUGCUGGGCUGCAUGGAACAGAGGACGGGGGAGCGCAAAGGGCCAGAGGGUCUCCGAGCGGCCAUGGCUGGAGGGAGGCUGCUGCAGCAGAGGGACCUGGGCCCACUCCCCUCUGCGGAGCCGCCCCCUGCCCCCGAGCCGGGCCCCGAGGACGAGCUCAGCGCACGUUUGGAGGCGGCCUGGGAAGGCCAGAUGGCUGUCUGGUGGGACAGGCAGCAGGGCCGGAUCUCCGGGCCCCGCAGACCGCCCAAGCGGCAUAAACACCGGACUCAACUGUCCAGCACUUUCUCCUCACUCAGCGGCCGCCUGGACCUCUCGGAUGCCACCAGCCCCCCUCGUAGCCCAGACCGGGCAUCCCCCGAAGCCAAGCCUCGGCCACCGGUGACCCCGCCCUCCCAUGAGUCGACUCAGAAGCUGUGGGCUCAGGGUGUCCCCUCGGAGCGGCAGCAGACUCUCCGCGACUACAUGGCGAAGCUGCCGCUCAAAGGGGACAGCCCGCGUGGGGUCUGCUCCCCCCUCUCCCAGAGCCCCAGCCUCCGGGCCACCCCCUCCAGGUCGCAGACCCCCCAGGAAGGCACAACCGAGCUGCCGCCGCGAAGGACCACCCUGAGAGGUGCCGCUGUGUCCUCCUCCCAGACCUCCAGCCUCCGGGCCACCCCCUCCAGGCAGCGGGCGCCCGUCCCCUCUGGCUCUCAGCCCCAGCGGAAGAAGCCGCGCAUGGGCUUCUGAGGGCCCCAGGGGAGCUGCUCCCCCUCCGGGGAGCCCUUCAUCCUGGACCUGCUGUGCCUUCUGUGGUUGGAAGCUGGGAAGGGGGAAGAGAACAGUCCCCGGGGCACAGG